GACCGCCCCUUAGAAGGCGAUUAUUAUGCAAAUCAUGGUUUUAUAAUAUUCCAAAUUGAUCUUGUUAUAUAAUUUCUCCGAGUCGACUAAUUGCAUGUGACUGACUAUUAAUCAGUCAUGCUUAGCUUUUCAAUUCGACAAACAUUACACAAGUCCAGUGGAGUUCUCAAGCGCACUUUUAUCAAAUCAACUGCUGCAAAUAUGCCGAUACAAGUACGUUUAUAUUUGUUACUUUUUGAUACAUUGGUAGACUGGUAGUGUUACAAUUAUUAGUGUUACUCGGUUACUGAGCCAAAGUCUGUACGUUACAAACAAGUCUUUUGGACUUUUGAUUAAAAUAAUUUCAUGUGUUGACUUUAGUUCGGUAUUUUGUUGACUUUAGUUGUUUUGUUAAAAACUUACCUGAAUGCUUAAGUUGUAUAAAUAUUACUGUAAUUGUAAGCAUUCUGUUUGCACUCUGCAUUUUUGAGUGUCUGACUGUCUGUCCCCUUUCCUAGACAAUUGCUCGCUAGACUGACUUUCCAAAGCUUUUUAAAAGCACCCCAGGAAGCUUCGCUAUCAAAUGUGAUAUUAAGUAUUGUGAAAUGACAAUGCAGUAAUCUGAACUUUGCUCAGACUCAAUAAAAUGUAACCAAGGCAAAAGGUGUACAGCUCUAUAGACAUGUAUAUAUAGUAUGCUGAUGUUAAUUCACAGUUUUGUGCUACAUCCAAUAUUCUCCUUAUGGAUUGAAUUACAGUAUAGGUGCAGCUGUUAUGUAUCUUAUGCUUUGGGGGCAGGUGCUAUCCCAGUGACGGGAGGGGGGGGGGCUGUGGGCUAAAUUGCAAGGCAUUGACUGAAAACUGGCUAAAACCCAUGUACUGAACAGAUUGAUAAUGUACAUUAUGUUAUACUUCAGGGUGUAAAAUCUGUCAAAAGAACUAUAUUUCAAUGGGAGCAUAAUUGGUUUUAUUUAAUACACUGGCAUAGUGCUUCAAACUGACAGUUAGUUUAUUGCCCAAUUAAUAUCAUAUCAUACUUCCACUUUUCACUAGGUUGGUGACAAGCUACCCUCCAUUGAUGUGCAUGAAGAUACACCAGGGAACAAUGUAAAUAUGGGGGAAUUGUUCAAGGGAAAGAAAGGCAUUCUCUUUGCCCUUCCUGGUGCUUUCACACCUGGCUGUAGUGCUGUAAGUGACUUUGUUAGAAAUACCAGAAUUCUUGUAAUUGUUAAUUUUUUAAGUAACUGUAACCAGUUACGUUUUGGCUUAGAAUGGAACGAUAACGUGUUACUUUUCUGAACAAUAUUUACGUUUUUCAUUACAUUUUCAGAUUAAAAUAUAUAGUACUGCUAAAUUUUGUUUAUACUAUCAACUUCUAUUAUGUUAUUGUAGUUGAUGACUUGAUUCACUGUACAAUAACUCUCUUGCCUAUUUGCCGGCCUGCAGUUGGCUCAUCCUAUUCUUUGCAGUAAUUUAAUUGAACUCACUGGGUCACUGACAGAUACUGUCAAUGUAAUUAAGUAAAACUGAAAGUAACUUUUUAACUAGUUACAAAAAUUGUGAAGUCAGGGGCGUCGCUAGACCUAUUUGAAUGGAGGGGGGGAGGUAGAAAAAAUUUUUCUGGACAUAAAAACUUUUUUGGAACAUAUCCUAAUUUUUUCGGACAUACAAAAAAUUUUCCGGACAUAUUAUAAUAAUAAUUUUUCCAAAAAAUUUUCCAGACAUAUUGUGAUUUGUUAACUUUUUCCAUAAUUUUUCGUAAAUUUAGUAAAUUUUUGUUAUAACUAUUACUUUUUAUUCCAAGCCAUUCAAAUAUUUUCGCUCACCACAAAAACAAUUUUCUAAUAAAUCCAGAAACAAUUUGCUGAGUCUAGCAGACAUUUGUAGAGUUAGCAGACAUUUGCCGAGUCUGUAAUGAAUGGGGGAUGUUAACCCCCUCCCCCCCCCCCACACACACACCCUCUAGCUUUGCCCCUGUGUGAAGUAACUUUGUAACGGUAACUAGUUACAUUCUAGGGUAAUACUCUAUCCUUGAUUAACUCUAUGGUUUAUGACCAAUUACUUUAGACUCACUUGCCUGGUUACCUUGAAGACUUUGACAAGAUAAAGGUAUAGCAAGUUUUCUUUGAUUACUUUAUCAAGGUAAUUACUGUAAGAAUUAAUGUUGUUGUAACACAAUAAUUUAUAAUAUAUUGUUCCAGGCAAAAGGUAUUGAAGUGAUUGCAUGUCUUUCUGUCAAUGAUCCUUUUGUGAUGGCCGCGUGGGGUGAACAGCAUAAAACCGAAGGCAAGAUCAGAAUGUUGGCUGACACUACAGCAGAGUUUACCAAGGUAGGCCGGGCAUCUUUAAUGGUACUGCAUGCAUGCAUUCAACAACAUUUUCUUGAAGGAAGUUUGGGAAAUAUACAAGAAAAUCAUUUUGGGGGUCGGGCAACUGCCUAUGAUUGUAACUAAGUCUCCCACUGAAACCCUAGUGUUGACAUAAAUAUUUUUCUUGUGCUAAAGGCCGUUGAAAUGGAUUUUGAUGCCACACCAAUCCUUGGAAAUCACAGAUCAAAAAGGUAGAACUAAAUUAAACAAAGCUAAACAAACUUUACUGAUACUUACAGUAAGGCCCAUUUCCACUGAAGAAAAUUUUCCGUGAAAAGAAAAACUUGUAAAAUGCGAUUGGCCGUGACAAAUUUUCUGUUGGAAAAAAUUUUCAAGUUGAGAAUUUUCAACUUUUAACGGGGGCCCUUGCCCCCUGUCCAUAGAAAUUUUUUAGUGGAUAUGGGCCUUAACAGCUAUAUGAAAUCAGUGUAUGGAUAUUUUCCCUAAACAUCCAGUAAGCACCAUUCCUUACUGGUCUAGUGUUAAUUACUACAGAUGGAAACUUGAACUAAACUAACUUUAGCUCUAUCAGUUCCAAACCAUUCAUUCUUUAUAUGUUGUUUAAAUUACUAAGCUAAUUCCGACUAUUUUCAUUUUUAAUUUAAAGAUAUUCCAUGGUUGUAGAAGAUGGUGUUGUCACGGCUUUGAACUUGGAACCAGAUGGCAAAGGCUUGACCUGCAGUCUUUCUGAUAAAAUCUUGAAACAGAUUUAAAUAUUCAUUCAUGGUUAUCAGUGUUAUCAAACCUUGUGUUAGCUACAUAGUAUAUUAGUCAUUUAUAGAAUGGAAAAUAAAUGAAUUUAGAAAAUAUUGUGUCUGAAAUUCAUACUCAAACAUUUGGG
Molecule: messenger RNA, 3189 nt
Organism: Paramuricea clavata
Lineage: Eukaryota; Metazoa; Cnidaria; Anthozoa; Malacalcyonacea; Plexauridae
Source: the annotation of a GenBank genome assembly